Molecule: messenger RNA, 1322 nt
Organism: Ixodes scapularis (black-legged tick)
Lineage: Eukaryota; Metazoa; Arthropoda; Arachnida; Ixodida; Ixodidae
Gene: RpL3
Product: 60S ribosomal protein L3
Exons: 8
Coding region: 71-1282 (403 amino acids)
Biological process (GO): translation; ribosomal large subunit assembly
Cellular component (GO): ribosome; cytosolic large ribosomal subunit
Molecular function (GO): RNA binding; structural constituent of ribosome
Source: RefSeq, a predicted model, not a curated record
UUCUGUUCGCCAAAUCUUACGUUUCUCCUUUUCCAUUUUCACACCGCCUCUUCUCAGCAACGCGUCUAUCAUGUCGCACCGCAAGUUUUCGGCCCCUCGACACGGGUCGAUGGGGUUUGUCCCCAAGAAGCGGAGCAAGCGCCUCCGCGGCAAGGUGAAGGCGUUCCCCAAGGACGACCCCACCAAGCCGAUCCACCUGACCGCUUUCCUGGGCUUCAAGGCUGGCAUGACGCACAUUGUGCGCGAGGUGGACAAGCCGGGCUCCAAGGUGAACAAGAAAGAAGUGGUUGAGCCGGUGACCAUUCUGGAGGUUCCCCCGAUGAUGAUCGUGGGGCUGGUGGGCUACAUCGAGACCCCCAAGGGCCUGCGGGCCUUCAAGACCGUCUGGGCGGAGCACCUGAGCGAGGAGUGCCGCCGGCGCUUCUACAAGAACUGGUACAAGUCCAAGAAGAAGGCCUUUACCAAGUCGAGCAAGAAGUGGCAGGAGGACCUGGGCAAGCAGGAGAUCGAGCGGGACCUCAAGAAGAUGAAGAAGUACUGCAAAGUGAUCCGCGUGCUCGCCCACACCCAGAUGAAGCUCAUGCGUCGCCGCCAGAAGAAGGCCCACAUCAUGGAGAUCCAGGUGAACGGAGGCUCUGUGGGUGCCAAGAUCAAGUGGGCCAGGGAACACUUGGAGAAGCCGGUGACGGUGUCCCAGGUGUUUGCCCAGGACGAGAUGAUCGACGUGAUCGGCGUCACUAAGGGCAAGGGCUUCAAGGGAGUGACGAGCCGUUGGCACACCAAGAAGCUGCCCCGCAAGACACACAAAGGUCUCCGCAAGGUCGCCUGUAUCGGUGCCUGGCAUCCUAGCAGGGUGCAGUUCACGGUGGCCAGGGCAGGCCAGAAGGGCUACCACCACCGGACGGAGAUCAACAAAAAGAUCUACCGCAUCGGGCAGGGGGUGCACAAGAAGGACGGCAAGCUCGUGGUGAACAACGCCGCCACGGACUACGACACCUCCAACAAGAGCAUUACCCCCAUGGGUGGGUUUCCCCACUAUGGCGAGGUGAACUGCGACUACGUCAUGCUCAAGGGCUGCAUCAUGGGUCCCAAGAAGCGCAUCAUCACUCUACGCAAGUCGCUGCUGGUGCACACGAAGCGCGCCGCCCUGGAGAAGAUCAACCUCAAGUUCAUCGACACGUCGUCCAAGUUCGGCCACGGCCGCUUCCAGACUCCGGCGGAGAAGCACAACUUCAUGGGUCCCCUCAAGAAGGACAAGCUGAAGGAGGAAGCUACUGCCUGAGCUGUCCCUCUCCGAGGAGCAAUAAAAUGUGCUUGGUGCA